Lottia gigantea (owl limpet) is the source of this 1239-nucleotide messenger RNA. RefSeq lists its product as hypothetical. Bases 1 to 1239 code for a protein of 412 amino acids. Gene Ontology annotation, biological process: signal transduction. The transcript has 3 exons. Lineage: Eukaryota; Metazoa; Mollusca; Gastropoda; Lottiidae. The record is from RefSeq and is a predicted model, not a curated record.
AUGCCUCUAUCUACCUCACAAGCUAGUUUUACAUCAGAACGGUCUAAAAGUGUUGAAACAAAUGUUAUACGUCCAACACGAUUCAAAGAUUUACAGUUUACCAAAAAACCACUUCACAUACCAUACAGUGAAUUUGAACCAUAUAAGGCAGAUAUACGAAAACGUGUGGAAACUAGUCGUAUUUCGGGUUUGGAUGGGUUGCUCAUGAUACAUAUUAUGUCAGGUCAAGGGUUAAAGUCUUCUAAAACUACUUUACGUGAUUUAUAUUGUGUGGUGGCAGUAGACUCUGUGAAUAAAGCUCGAACCAUGAUCCGUACUGGUGCUAUUAAUUUUGAUUGGGACGAGGCAUUUGAUGUAGAUUUAGAAGACUCCAAAGAAGUUUCCUUUUUAAUUUAUCAUUGGGAUCCAAAUUAUAAACAUCGACUGUGUUUUCAUGGAUCUGUCCUACUACCAGGAUAUGUCCAAAGUGGUCAUAAAAAGUAUGUGGCAAUAAAAAUGGAACCUAAGGGUAUUUUAUUUCUUACUUUAUUAUAUAAAGAACCAUCUAUCUCCUUACAAAGACUGCCAUCUGUCAGAAAGAAUGGUUUAUUUGGCGUGGAAUUAGAGACUAUAAUAAAACGUGAAAGUACAGGAUUAUGUGCUCCUUGUAUACCUAUUAUAGUACAAAAGUGUAUUGAGGAAGUAGAGCGCCGUGGGUUAGAAACUAUAGGUAUUUAUCGACUUUGUGGAUCAGCACGAAGAAAAGCUAUGUUGAGAGAAGCAUUUGAGAAGAAUGCCAAAGCUGUAGAUUUAUCUCCUGAGAAUAUUUCUGAUAUUCAUGUUAUAACAGGUGUCCUUAAAGAUUACUUACGUGAGCUUCCAGAACCAUUAUUUACCAAUGCUCUCUAUCAAAUGUUAAUGGACGCAUUAAGUGUUCGUCUACCUGGUGAUCCUGAAGGUAGUGCAACAUUGAUGCUGAGUGUGCUGGAGUGCCUUCCACAAGCCAAUCAGGAAACCAUGACCAAAGUGCUGAACCAUCUAAAACGGGUAGCUGCUAAUAGUGAUAAAAAUAAAAUGACUUUAGAUAAUUUAGCCAUUUGUUUUGGUCCAGUUUUAUUGUGUCCGUCACCUAUCACUUCAAAUGAAGCUGCAUUAGAUUUUAAAAAACAUAUAGAAGUAUUAAAAUAUUUGUUAGAAAUUUGGGAUGAAAACAGUAGUAGUAGUAAGUAUCUUUCUAUCAUCAAAUUUUUUAACAUUUAA